Molecule: messenger RNA, 3750 nt
Organism: Gavia stellata (red-throated loon)
Lineage: Eukaryota; Metazoa; Chordata; Aves; Gaviiformes; Gaviidae
Product: maestro heat-like repeat-containing protein family member 2B
Exons: 33
Coding region: 130-3750 (1206 amino acids)
Biological process (GO): cellular component organization
Cellular component (GO): cytoplasm
Molecular function (GO): actin binding
Source: RefSeq, a predicted model, not a curated record
AAGCGGUUGCAAGACAAUGAGGGUGACCGAGUGCAGACAUACCGGGAGCUGGAGAGCGUCUUGCAGGGAGAUGACGGCCGUUUGACGAGCGGUGUCGUGAACCGCCUGCUAGCAGAGGCGUCCAGUGACAUGCGAGCAGCCCAGGGUGUGACAGGUGACAUGAGGACAGCCGCUAGCGAUGUCCUGGUGGCUCUGGCCCGCUCCCACUUCCACUUUGUCAUGCCCGAGCUCCAGAGCCACCUGAAGGCCAUGGGGAAGGUCCCUGAUGAGAUUGUGCUCCUCACCUUGGGCAAAAUGGCCCGCAGCUACGCCCUGCGGUGCAUCCCCUUUGUGAGAAUGACGCUGCUUGCCCUGCGCGCCACGCUGAGCCAGGUGGGGAGUGGCCGGAUGCUGCGCACCGUCUGCAGUGUUCUGGAGCAAUGGUCAAAAGGAGUCAACACGUACUUCUGCAACCGGGAGCAAUGCCCCUUCCCUUGCGAGGGGGUAGCACAGUUCUGUGAAGCCAUUUACCCGGUCUUCCGCUACGCGGCGGUACAUUGGCUGGACUGCAAGGAGGAGGAGGACAAGCAGGCUGUCCUCAGGGCUGUGGCUGCCAUGAUGGAGGUCCUUCUGCAUGAGGAGCAGUACCGCGAGCAUGCCUGGGAGCAUGUCCUCUGGCUCCUGCACCGGUAUCAGGAGGUCCGAGACACCUCCCGGGUCACUGAGAGCCUCAGCUAUGUCCUGGAGAUGCUGGAGGCAGUUCAGACCCCAAUACCACAGGGCACGGCUCUUGCCAUCAGCACCGCUGUGCACCGCCAGCUCUCUGAUGUGACCAAGGAGCCUGGCCUGGCCCAUAAGGCAGCACUGUCCCGCUGCAUCACGCUUCAGGCACGAAUGUGCCCCGAGGAGACGGUCAUGUUUCUACACUCCCAGCUGAGUGGUGGGACUGAGGCCGGUCGCGUGGCAGCCCUGGGCCUGCUGGGAGCACUGGCCCACUCUGACGCACCUGCAGUGAGAGAGAAGCUGCCCCAGGUGGUGGAGGCCAUGGGGUCAGUGUGCCAUGACCCCAGUGCCCAGGUGCGGAGGGCAGUUCUGGAGUUCAUCCGGGAGCUGCUCAGCUCCGGACCCCAGAGCUGCUGGGCAUGGGAUGUGGUGGGGCACAUCUUCAUCGAGUUCAGCCGGAGCUCGGGCAGACUGGUGGCAGGAGGCCUUUUUCCCUGGGAAACGCAGGAGGAUGGAGCUCUUCGAGCCCUGUGCAUGGACAUCCUGGGCUCUCUGGAUGUCUCUCUGAGAGGGAUGACCAAACUCCUGUGGCCGAGGCUGCUGCAGUAUGUGGUGCCAGCCCAGUACAGUGGCGUGCUGAUCCCACUCUCCCGCUGUCUCCGAGCCCUAGUUGAGAGGUGGGAGAGAGCAGGGUGCAAGGAAGAAGAGGAGGAGCCUGAUGCCGUGGACUCCCAGGAGCAAGCCCGGCUGCCGGCUCCCCAGGCCCUGUUGGCUCGACUGCUGGUGGUGGUGGCGGCUCCUCACAAGAGUGCAGAACGUGCAGUCGCUGCCUUGCAGCUGCUGCAGGCCCUCCACCGCAGGAUCCACAGAGCCUUGGGGGCAGCGUGGGCGACUGAGAUCCCCCUCCUGCUGCAGUCCCUGGAAGGAAAAACCGGGAACUGCCUGGACUCUGCAGAGUGGGAGCACCGUGUGCUCAAGUUCCUGCGAGCGUCGCUGGAGCCCAUCGAGGACAAGGCCUGGACUGUGGACCUGAGCCAGGAGCUGAGCCAGCAGCUGGGCAGCUCUGCCGCCGGCUCCUGGGAGAAGCUUUUCCUGUACAAGGCUCUUGGGACAGCGCUGGCAGCUUGUCGGGACCUCAGACACGUCCAAGGGCAGGUGCUGAGGUUCCUCCAGGAGACAAACCCCAUGGAGCUGUCUGAGGCCCAGGGAAUGAUUUCUGUUGUGUCCCACGCUGCCCAGAGCCACUUCCACCUGGUCUUGGAUGCGGUGAUGAUGUUCUCCACCGCCUCCACCAGAGACGGGUUCUCUCAGACUUCCAUGGGCUGGAAGGUACAGCAGCAGCAGCAGAUGGAGAGAGCCCAGGCCAUUCGCGCUGCUCUCAUGCGCACCUACAGCGGCAUUGCGCUGCGUGCCCCCAAGGAGCAGCUGCUCACCCGUGUGGAUGAAGAAAUCGUGGGCAACAUCCUGCAGCUCUCCAGAGCUAAACAGAGGGACUGGAUAAAGGAGGAGCCCGGGGACUCCCUGGUGUAUGGAGUGUUCCAGGCCCUAGGGGAGUUGAGGAGAGGCAUGGAAGACCUGGGCCAUCUCAUCGAAACCCUUCUGGAGGCAGAGGAGACCUCUGCCGGCUUUGACGACGUGAUCCAUAGAGGACGUUCUUGUGAGCAGUUCGGCUCCCUGGUGGGACUGCUGGUGACUCUGACCAGCGACUGCCUGGCCAUGUCCUGUCGGAGGGCAUGGGUAUGCCUUGGCUACCUUCUCCAAAUGCAAGCCAAGACCAUGAAGGCGGUGUUUCAGGCAGAUGAGAUCAGGUGCCUGGCUGAGGAGCUGAACAGCCCGGACACUGAGAUUCCGGUGGAGACCUGGACCAAAAUAGCAAAGCAGAGCACCCACAGGCCCUUCCUGCUCCGGGCCCGCUUUCACCAGGAGCCCCUCAUCAGCAGUCUCCUCCAGAAAGGUCUGCCCAUGGACAGUGACACGGUGGAGCUGUGGAGGACCCUGGGGAGAAGCACCAUUGUGAUUCAGGUCCUGAGGUGCUUAGUGGAGAAACUAAACAGAGCAGGAAACAACCGCCUGUGGACUUGCUCUUGCACUUGUGAGCAGCACAGUCAUCAGACUGUUCUGGAGACUGUGAUGAUCACCCGUGCCAUCUCCGAGGUCGUGGUUGCCCUGAGGGACAUGGAGGAGUUCAGGCAGCUGCUUCCCCACCUCCUUCCCAGCCUCCUGAGGUGGGCCAGUGAAAUGCUGGACGAGGAGAGGCUGCUUUCCCCCCUGGGAGAAGGCUGGAGACAACUGUUCCUCGAGGGCCAGGUGCUUGAGGAGAAGCCCUGCAGGAUUUUCCUUUCAGCUAUAGAGUUGGUGCUAGGCAAAUGCAUGGCGCAGACGUGGAUGCAGCGGCUCAUGGAUCAGUCAGUGUGGGCUCGCCUGGAAGACGCCCUGGCUCACCCUGAGGGGGUGCGUCUCCUGACCAGCGUCCUGCUCCAGGCUGGGCUCGUCUCCCCCUGGCUGGUGAAGAACCUCUUGCCAUGGCUGGGUUCGUGCUCAGUUAAGCUGCGGGUGACAGCUACAGCCUUCUUUGCUGAGCUGCAGUUCACUGAUGUUGGACCUUCCUUUCGAGGGAAGGUGCAGGGCAGGAGCAAGGCGGAGAGCUGGAAGCCAGCGGUGAGGUGUGUCCAGGAGGUGAAAUGGGACAUCGCGGGUGCGCAGCCGCUCGGCUCCUGGGAGUCUCUGCAGGUGUUGUUGAGCAGCAACCUCGUCAGCUGUGAACAGGUGCUGGAGGCUUUUACUGGAAGAGCAGAAAUGGAUGGAGUGGAGCGAUUCAAGCCCGUCUUGGGUGGCCUGGAGAGUGGAACCUCGGUGGUGCUGAAGGUGGCCUGUAUGCAGCUGAGCAAUGCCAUGAUCUGUCCUGCUGGUGAACUUGACUUGGGAGUUCAGAUUCGUACUGAGCUGAUGCAUUCAGGACUUCAUCACAUCCCCAAGCCUCAGCUAUGUGAUUACGUGCUCUUCCUAGGGCGUUAUUCAAACCUGUGGGCAUAUUCUCAAUAUACCUGA